GCCACAAGAGAAAGUCAAAAUGCGACGAAGGGAUGGUGAGCGGAAGCGAUCGUCCCUUUCCUCCUCUCUGGCCAUGCUGCAGCGAUUGACGGUGUCCUCUCCGGGCCAGCCAUGCUCUUCUUGCGUCCUCCGAGGUACUGCCCACAGCUGCGAAUUCCCCGAAGCGUCCUCGAGCCCGACGCCCUCAGGCUCCGCUAGAGCUGUUCGCCCUCGCAAUCGCCUCCACGCCCACAAGAGGCCCCGACCGUCUUCCCAAGACGACGAGCGGAGCACCACGUCGUCAUCGGCAUCGGCAUCGUUUGCAGAGAUUGAGAAUCUUCGUCGAGGCCUUGGCCGCCUCGAGGAUCUAGUCAGAUCUCAUGCGAACACUUCGUCGGCAGAAGCCUCGGAAUGUCCCUGGUCACAUUCCACGUUGCACACGGCCGCCUCCCUUCCUCUUCCUGAUCGACUUGAGCGUCUGGAAGAUCUCCUUGCGAUUCUGCCCUGCCAAAGCGAUUGCGAGACUCUCUUCGACUACCUCCUGCAAGAGGCCGACUGGAUGGUGACUAACAUCAGUGCUCAGUGGCUUCAUCCCAUCUGGUGCCGCUUCGUCCAUGGAGGGCGUGUGACACAGUCGGAAAGCGUCGUGCUCGUCGCUUCACUCGCCGUCGCUGCUCUGCUGCUCAACGAAGGCCCCCACAUAUACUACUCGACGGCCGCCCAUCUGGGAUCGCUUCAUGUCACGCUGAUCAACCAUGUCUUUGCCCACGUUUCGACUCAGCGAGAGAAUGCGAGGCAUAACUUUACUGGCAUGGCGACAUUGUCUCUCUCGCCCCGCUAUUACCUUAACGAGCUCUUCGUCCUCGCUCUCAUCCUCGACUAUCUGCCCAGCGCAGGCCAUCGCAAGCCAGAAGACUGGCCACUCGUCAGAGACUACACCCAUCAACUGAUCCAAUUGACUGGUCUCACGGACGAGAGCACUGUGCUAUGGCAAGGUCUGAACGACCUGGAAACCGAAUUCGCUCGGCGAUUGAUGUGGCGUUUUGUCAGCUGGGACAGAUGGGUCGGCAUGUACACCGACCAAGGCAGCUCUAGUCCGAUUCGCAAAGCCAAGAUCAACGUCGAGCAUCCUCAAUGGUUCUGCACGAGUCUUGGGGCGCCUUUUCGUGCUGCGCCACCAGGCAACCGCCUGGUCAAUGGCGAGGAGCAGAGACCAGUAGCAUUUCGAGCGCCCACAAAGAGUGUCCCUCGCGUGUUCAGGCUCAAGCAGCAAUCCGAGAUGGAUGAGAUCCCCAUCCUUGGGAAGCUCUUUACCAGCCUCUCUGCUCAUGUCGAGGCCGUCUCCGACCACAUUGUAGCCAUCAAGGCUUGGCGUGGACAAGAAGAAAAAGGCAAGGCUAGUUCGGUGGACCAUCGGAGAGAAGCGCUUCUACAUCAGGGGAUUGUUAUCUGCAACGAUAUCAAAAGGUGGAAGCACAGCAUCCAGAAAGACUGCGCUGAGCCCGACUUUCUUGACGGAAGCGACUACUUUGCUUGUCGAAGGGCCAGUCAAGCAGCUGUCAUCCAUGUCGGCUGCCGACAGAUUCUCAACGCCCUCUUGGGCGCCUGGGUAACGGAGGAGUCGAUCACGGACGUCAGCUCGCCCGUCCUGACGCAACUGCAGCGCGAGGCGUUCAGCAACGCCAGAGAGUCUGUCCGAUCCAUCGACGUGAUGAGGGUGCUCUUGUCGUGUGGCAAGGUCGUCCAGAUGCCCUGGGCGGCCAUGGCCUUCUUCAACGCAGCUACAACGCUGGCCAUCCCGCUGCUCAGCGCAAGCAGGCUCCGGGGAGAAAUACCCUCCUACGCCAAAGACGACAGCGCACCCAUUGCUCGCAUCAAUUGUCUGCCUGAUUUCAGCAGCCCGGGCACCUCUCUAGGCCAGGUCAGAGCCGCAACAGGAAGUGGACGAACGCCAGAUACUCCAUCCUUCUACCCUAGCAGCGGGAGCAGCGAGACGGCCAGCAGCACGCCAAGAUAUGCGACCAGCACCGCUACCACAAUCGCUUCAGUCACCAGUCUUCCCCCGGUGCUGAAUAUGGACGAGAUGCGGACAUUGGCUCCCGACAUUCUUCGCAUCCUCGACAUUCUGCCCUUGUGCAAGGCCAACCCGCUGAGCGACGAAGCACGGCAGCGUCUGGCCAUGCUCGUUGACAUGUACGGCGUCGGGCACAGUCACUCGUCGCAGCACGAGCAGCAGCCAACCCCUAGGGUAUCUGAGCCUUUCAUCCAACCCAACGCAGCCUCAGAGACCGCAGACGCGCCGUCUCGCAUGGGCGACUACUGGACUGCGCUACCCGAAGGCGGUCUCUCACAGCCUGUCCAGAGGAACAGCAACGGCCGGCUCAGCCCCGACUUUGGCAGCGUCGGCAUCUGGAGAGACUCGAGGGGCUUUACUGUCCUGGACUCUCUCGUUGCGCUCGAUGACACUUGGUGGGAGCACCUCCUUUCAUCGGGAACUGACGCUGGUGUGUCUUGAGUGUCGUCUUUGCCGCUGUGCCACUGGUAGAGGUCAUCUUCCCUUUUAAAAGAAUUACUGGCAGUGGUGGCGUGGCUCAAGCUCAUGUAUCACCUCCAUCGCACGCGGUAGGGCGAAUGAGCGAUGCACUUGGUGUGGGGGCCGCCUGUUCAGCACAAUCUCGGUAGUGGUUGCAUAGUGUAAUCUACAGUACAGUACAAGUACAUGUCAAAUGGAAGCGACCUUUUUAUUUUGCCC
This is a messenger RNA of Acaromyces ingoldii, 2731 nucleotides long. RefSeq lists its product as hypothetical. The transcript is spliced from 3 exons. NCBI's taxonomy places the organism in Eukaryota, Fungi, Basidiomycota, Exobasidiomycetes, Exobasidiales, Cryptobasidiaceae. The coding region runs from base 74 to 2494 and encodes 806 amino acids. The record is from RefSeq and is a predicted model, not a curated record.